AUGGCCGGGUGGUCAGGAACACCAAGUUCGACCAGCACAGGCAGUGGAGGACAUGGGGGCCGCAGUACAGAUCCGGCGCGGGCCGCCUACUUCGCCGCUAGACACAAGGUCGUUGAGCGUGCCAUGAAGCACUACGCUGCUGGUUUGUGCGGGCUGAUCGCUAUCUUCGUACUUUGGCGCUGGGUAAGGUGGCUGAGCGUGAAAGUGGAGAGAAAGCGGAAGCCGGCCGGGGCAUUGGGCAAGCCGUUUGUUGCGGUUUCAAGACUUCUCCGGAAUCUGCUGGUUCGCAGAGUUCCCGGAUUUGGCUCUGGUGGGCACGCUCUCGUGGUCAUUGCCUAUGUGGCCAUCAACCUUGCGAUUGCGUUUACCAAUGUUCAGUGGACAGUGUCGUACGUCGCUCACAGGUUUGGAUGGUUGUCGCUGGCCAACAUGGUCUUGGUCAUCUUGCUGGCGCUGAAGAACACUCCACUGGCCUUCCUUACGGCCUACUCCUACGAACGGCUCAACUGCUUGCACCAGAUCGCUGGCUACACCAUGUUCUCACAGAUGGUGAUCCACGCAGCCAUGUACACAUCAUACUUCAACAGCCAGGGUCGGCUGCUGAGCAUCUACUCCCAGCGCGGCACAAUUGCAGGCAUCGUGUGCGGUUUCGGUUUCUUGAGCGUCAUCUUCUCGGCCGUGUUUCUCCGUCGUGUGUGGUACGAGAUCUUCUACGUGGUCCAUGUCGCCUCGUGGGUCGUCUCGGUUAUUGCCGUCGGCUUUCACCAACCUUCAAUCGCGGAUAAAACGCUAAUUGUUACGCUUAUUGCCGCUGUCGCCUGGAUCCUCGACCGUAUAAUCCGUGCCUGUCGAGUUCUUUACUACAGCGCCAACAACGAGGCCACCCUGCACCCGCUCCCCGGAGGUGGCACUAAGAUUAUGCUAAAGAAGGCGCCGGCCCGUGCCGAGCCAGGAAAGCACUGUUUCGUUUGGAUUCCGGCCAUCCGCAAAUUCGAGACGCAUCCUUUUACGAUUCAUCGUAGCGAUCCCGUCGAGUUCACCGUAAAGGCCCGUGAUGGAUUCACCAGCGAUUUACACAAAUACGCAGCCGCAAACCCGGGCGUUGCAGUCAAAGCUUCAGUGGAUGGGCCAUAUGGCACGUUUCCUGAUCCCAUGGAGUUUGACAAGAUCGUGCUAAUUGCUGGCGGUGGCGGCGCGACGUUUACUUUUGGCCUGGCAGUGAAUGUCCUGGAGAGGAUGGGCGAAGAGGAUAAGAAGCAGAUUGUAUUUAUUUGGGCAGUUAGGGAGCAUGAAAACCUCUUCUGGUUCCGCGAGCAGCUCGAUAUGCUCCUCACUCAAGCCCAGACACCCCGCGUCAAUGUCUCCCUCUACGUGACGCGUGCUUCGUCCGACAUUAGUGGUACUCAGGAAGCACAAAACAGCGGCGAAAGAUCAUCUACCGACUCACCAGCCCUUUCGCCAAUCGAGACGGACCUCGAAAAGAGCAUCUCCCACCAGCGCUGGGCUCGCACAACUACUACAACCACGACGACGACUGCCACAGAAAGUGACACGGAGAAAGAUAUCGAGAAGACUAUUGAGACGCGGGUUGAACAUAGCAAGGAGACUGCCACGGCCGUGACUGCCACUACGAAGGCUGCUCAGACACUGCUUGAUUACCCCGUACAACUUGGUCGCCCUGACACGGCAGCAUUGAUUCGCGAUGCAGUGAACAUCACGCCAUCGAACCAGCGCGUGCUGGUUGCAGCUUGCGGGCCGGAUGGGUUGAUGAGAGUGGUGAGAGACACUACCGCGCGACUGAUCAGGGGAGAUGGGCCAGCAGUAGAAGUACAUUGUGAACAAUUCGGCUGGUAG
Molecule: messenger RNA, 1854 nt
Organism: Thermochaetoides thermophila DSM 1495
Lineage: Eukaryota; Fungi; Ascomycota; Sordariomycetes; Sordariales; Chaetomiaceae
Exons: 4
Coding region: 1-1854 (617 amino acids)
Biological process (GO): iron ion transport; copper ion import; intracellular iron ion homeostasis
Cellular component (GO): plasma membrane
Molecular function (GO): ferric-chelate reductase activity
Source: RefSeq, a predicted model, not a curated record